This is a messenger RNA of Sphenostylis stenocarpa, 2061 nucleotides long. Lineage: Eukaryota; Viridiplantae; Streptophyta; Magnoliopsida; Fabales; Fabaceae. The record is from the annotation of a GenBank genome assembly.
AUGCCUGCCCUGGCUUGUUGCGUGGAUGCUGCAGCACCUCCUGGCUAUGCAUUUGCCGGUGACAUCUCUUUUCCGGCGCCGGUCUCUUUUACCGGCGUACCUCUGCCCGCGACUGACGACAUCAUCAACCAUUGGUCGCCGUCUCUCUCCGCCGCCCUCUACAACGUCGACGGGUGGGGCGGCCCCUACUUCUCCGUCAACGCCGCUGGGAACAUCUCCGUGCGCUCUCACGGCUCCGCCACCCUGGCGCACCAGGAGAUCGAUUUGCUGAAGAUUGUGAAGAAGGCCUCCGAUUCCAAAUCUCUCGGUGGCCUCGGCCUUCAGCUUCCCCUCAUUGUCCGCUUCCCGGACGUUCUCAAAAACCGUUUGGAGUCCCUUCAAUCGGCGUUUGAGUAUGCAAUCCAAUCCGAGGGGUACGACUCUCAUUAUCAAGGAGUAUACCCUGUGAAAUGCAACCAGGACCGCUUCGUGAUUGAGGACAUCGUCAAAUUCGGUUCUCCCUUCCGGUUUGGUCUGGAGGCAGGGUCCAAGCCGGAACUCCUUUUGGCUAUGAGCUGUUUGUGCAAAGGCAACCCCGACGCUUUGUUAGUUUGUAACGGCUUCAAAGACGCAGAAUACAUUUCCCUUGCCCUGAUUUCCAACAAGCUCGCGCUCAACACCGUUAUUGUUCUGGAGCAAGAGGAGGAGGUUGAUUUAAUCGUUGAAUUGAGUAAGAAGCUUUGCAUUAAGCCCAUGAUUGGGUUGCGUGCGAAGCUCCGAACCAAGCAUUCGGGCCAUUUCGGUGGGACUUCGGGGGAGAAGGGCAAGUUUGGUCUGACCACCGCUCAGAUUCUAAGGGUUGUGAAGAAGUUGGACCUCGCAGGCAUGCUGGAUUGCUUGCAACUGCUGCAUUUUCAUAUUGGUUCUCAGAUUCCUUCGACAACGUUGCUUGCCGAUGGAGUGGGAGAGGCCGCGCAGAUCUAUUGCGAACUGGUUCGGCUCGGAGCGAACAUGCGGAUCAUCGAUAUUGGAGGUGGACUGGGCAUUGAUUACGACGGUUCCAAAUCGUGUGACUCUGAUAUUUCAGUUGGAUACAGUCUCGAGGAGUAUGCUGCCGCGGUUGUUCACGCCGUUCAGUGUGUGUGCGACCGAAGGUCCGUCAAGCACCCUGUUAUCUGCAGCGAGAGUGGAAGGGCCAUCGUGUCCCAUCACUCGGUCUUGGUCUUUGAGGCAGUUGGCACGAGCAGCACCGCCGUCGGAGCCUCCCCGGCAUUUUCGGCCAAUUAUCUGGCGGAGGAUCUUUCGGAGGAUUAUCGUUUUCUGUCGGAGGCGGCGUUUCGAGGGGACUAUGAACGGUGCUUGGUGUACACGGAGGAAAUGAAGGAGCGAUGCGUGGAGCAGUUCAAACAGGGGACAGUGUGUAUGGAACAGUUGGCAGCGGUGGAUGGGCUGUGUGAGUUGGUGAAGAAGGCGGUUGGGGCUGGGGAACCGGUUCGGAGAUACCAUGUGAACCUAUCUGUCUUCACGUCCAUUCCUGACGCGUGGGGCAUUGAGCAGGUGUUUCCGAUUAUACCCAUUCAUCGGUUGGACGAGAAACCUUGUGUGAGGGGUAUUCUCUCGGAUCUGACUUGCGACAGCGACGGCAAGAUUGACAAAUUCAUCAACGGGGAGUCCAGUCUGCCGCUGCAUGAAGUUGAAGGAGGUAGUUACUAUUUGGGAAUGUUCUUGGGUGGGGCCUACGAGGAGGCGCUCGGUGGAUUCCACAACUUGUUCGGCGGUCCCAGCGUUGUGAGGGUCUCUCAGAGCGACGGCCCUCACAGCUUCGCAGUCACGCGGGCCGUGCCGGGUCCAUCCUGUGGAGAUGUUCUUCGAGUGAUGCAGCACCAGCCCGAACUCAUGUUCGAGACUCUCAAGCACCGAGCUCAUGAGUAUGUCAGCCACGACAGUGCUUCGGUUCUGGCCUCUGGCCUUGCUCGCACUUUUGACAGGAUGCCUUAUCUGGUUUCGCUGUAUUCCUUUGAUGAUGUUGACGCCGCUGCCGUUCCCGCCCCCGAAGACGAGGUCGUGCAGUGGUCUUACUAA